AUGGCGACCCAAGGUACCCCGAGCAUCCUAUUCACCAACACACAGCCCCAGCAAGGCUUCCGACUCCUAGAAAUCCCGCCCGAGCUAGAGGAACUGUUCACAUCCAAAGACGCACCCGCACUCGAACUGAAGUCCCCCUCCGCAGCUCUUGCCCAUGCCGUUGCCGACGCCAGCGGCCAGGAAUAUGUCAACCUAUGCACGCCGACCCAAACAUACCGCAUCCGCCAAGUCAUGUCUUCAAACUCGCUGCACAUCCUCCGCCCCAGUCUGGGCCAGAUCUCAAAAGCCGAUAUUAAAGUCGUCGAAGAUGAAGCUGGGGAAACUGGCACGUUGAAUCUGCCCGACGAGGCGGUUACAGCUAUUGCAAAGUGCGGGUCGACACUGGAACUACAUAUCCCGCCGGGGGGGUUCUCGGCUGUUCCUUUUUUGGAGAAGAGUUUGGCGCUGUAUGAUCGGCGGGUUGGGGAUGAUGAUGAUGGAGAUGUCGCUAUGGAUGAGUCUGGAGAGAUUGGGCUUGUUGAGAUCCGCAAUUUGAGAGAUCAGGUUUGCGCUGAUAUUCCCGUGUCUGCUGUUCAGUGUGAGACGGGGUGGAUGGAGAUUUGUGCUUUUGUUGAUGAGAGGCAGAAGGUUUGUUGGAGACCUUCGGCAAGGAUGCGGGUGAAUGUUUGGAAGCGGAUGAUGGAGGGUGCGCUCCUGCAGGGGAUUGACCUGGAGAAACAAUUCCUUGUUGGGGAUCUGUGGAAGUCUGUGCUUGAUGAUGGAGAUGACUCGGAGCCACCGUUUCCUCGAGGGUUGCUUGAGGCCGUAGUGCGGAGGUUAUGCGUCCCGGACGAGAGGCCAGCGUUGGCAGAUGAGAUCAAAUGGGCAAGCUUUGACAAGGCCGAGGUUACAAAAUGGGUAGGCGAGACGUAUCUCGCUGCUACUGCUCCCACGGUGUCAUCUGCUAUUGGACGCAGUGAGUUCUUACGAGCGUGGAAGGACUGUCUUCCCGAAUCAUGGAGAGAUGAAGUUGCCCUACCCAAGCUGCCACAGGGAGCUUACAAGAGUCCCGAUCCUACAACCGUCUUUUAUGUUGAACCAUCACAACGACAACAAGUCAGCAAAGCCUCAACUGCUUCGUCUGCGACCGCCGCCAAAGCCAAGACUACAAGGAACUGGCACGAAUUGCUCAAAACUCAAACGCGCCGCUGA
This is a messenger RNA of Penicillium cinerascens, 1191 nucleotides long. RefSeq names its product putative sister chromatid cohesion protein Dcc1. The transcript has 3 exons. The coding region runs from base 1 to 1191 and encodes 396 amino acids. The record is from RefSeq and is a predicted model, not a curated record. Gene Ontology annotation, biological process: mitotic sister chromatid cohesion; maintenance of mitotic sister chromatid cohesion. NCBI's taxonomy places the organism in Eukaryota, Fungi, Ascomycota, Eurotiomycetes, Eurotiales, Aspergillaceae. Gene Ontology annotation, cellular component: Ctf18 RFC-like complex; chromatin; chromosome, centromeric region.